This is a messenger RNA of Letharia columbiana, 1110 nucleotides long. RefSeq lists its product as uncharacterized. Lineage: Eukaryota; Fungi; Ascomycota; Lecanoromycetes; Lecanorales; Parmeliaceae. Bases 1 to 1110 code for a protein of 369 amino acids. The transcript is spliced from 2 exons. The record is from RefSeq and is a predicted model, not a curated record.
AUGGAUGCUAAUUCGUCACAAUGUGUACCUGAGACGAUCAGUUCUACGUUGAGCCCUGGAUUUACCAAUAAUCGCAUUUAUCGAGCGCAGACCAUUCAUACUGCUUCCCAGACUUCCAACGCCGCCGAGUCCUCCUCAUCUUGGAGGCAACCAGGUCAUUGGUCUGAAGGAAGCUCUACCAAUCUACAGCCUCCCAUCUGGACUCCCCACAAGUCCUCCGCUACCACUUACAGCCAGUACUCCGAGAGCGCAGGGGGGAUCGAUACUUCAACACCUUGUGUAGAAGAUUACGAUUUGCGGCCAACGCCUGAUGACAAUGCUGCAUCUAUGCAAAGCUACAAUGAUCCACGAACCGGUAUCUGGGCUCAAGAGGAGCCAACGAUGGGCAUGCGCCGUGGAAGUGGCAUUAACUCCACGGUAACACGCCUACUACCACAAAACCUACAAGAAGUCUUCGCCAAUGCCGACGCCGCAACACCUUUCGGUACCGAGUCUCAGUCUGACGAAUGUGCUCUGUUUUUGAACGCGGCGUCUGGCGCUGAUGGAGGAACAGGAAUGGCAGCUUCUUCAUUUUCACCGCUGUCAACAACUGGAGGUCCAGUACCACAAAUUUUUCGACUUCCAUCCAGUGGCCAAUCAGGAGUCAUGAUCGUGAUCAAUGGUACAAUGUACCUUGCAGAUACCUCGGUUCAACGAACCCCAGGAGUCGAGUACUCUUUCCUCCCGCCCGGCAGCGACCUAAAAUCUUCACCAAACAUGGCACCUAGAAUCCUGUUGGACAAUCCACCCCUUCCAACCACGACCUUGCCACCUACUUUUACCAUCAACCCUCCCGCCCCAGCUCCUUCCCCAUCAGUCUCUGCUGAUACAUCAACUGCUGGCGUCGCAACGUGCACGUUUAGAGGGUGUGGAGCAAAAUUCCACGGGGGCUCGAAAAAGGACUCGCUACGACGACACAAGCGUAAUCGCCAUGGUAACAAAACAAAACCCACAUGUCCAGAAUGCCACUUGGUCAUCCAAUCAGGUCGUCCAGACAAUUUGAUAAGGCAUAUCUUACGUCAACACUCAGGUCAGCCGCUGGCCGCAUCGCUCAAGGUACGGACGAAGUAA